CGCGACGAACGAACGAUGCCUCCUCUAGCGCCGCCGGCGCUAGGCGACAAGGGCGGCGGCUCGCGCGGCAGCAGCGGCAGGAGGCGGCGGCGGCGGGGGGCGGGGGCGGAUCGGCAGCGGUCGGCGUCGUUCCACGGCCGCGGCGUGGACCAGCGGCACCAGCUGCAGAAGCAGAGGCCCAAGACGAUGCCGGACCUGCUCGCCGGCGUGAGGGGGGCGAGCUUCCGCUCCGGGUCCCCGCCCCCGCGCGCCGGCGGCGAGGCCGGGCUGGUGAGGACGCCGAGCAAGGUGCUGGUGAGCGUGGCCGUGCAGCGCAGCCUGUGGCCGCUGCACGUCAUGGCGUCCGCCGAGUGGACCGUCGCCGACCUGGUGGCGGCCGCCGUGGCGCUCUACGUCAAGGAAGGCCGCCGGCUGCUGCUGCCGUCCGCCGACCCGGCCGCCUUCGGACUCCACUACUCCCAGUUCAGCUUGGAGAGUCUGGACCCAAAGGCGAAGGUUAUGGAACUGGGCUCCAGGAGUUUCUUCCUGUGCCCCAAAUCUUCAGCUGCCGGUCAGGCUGCUCCAUCGUCGUCCUCUAAUGGAGCAAGCGAGGCCAGCACAGUGGUGUCAGGGAACGCACCGGCUUGGCUGAACUAUAUGCAAUUCUGGCCGAUGAUGUAAUCAGCUAGCACCCCCAGCACCACCUUCCAUCCAUAGUGAGAAAGCGUCUGAUGUCCUGUAUUUUUAGGAACUAGGUCCAAAAGAAUCUCCUAGUUUGCAUUCGUGAGACAGGUGGCUACAAGAACAUUGUAAAUGUGUAACGUAUAAGGUUCAAAGGAUGAGACUACAGUGAGUGUGUAGCUAUCUAAGGUGCAUGUGCGAUUGUGCCAAAAGCCUGUGCCUCAUGUUACAUCCCACAUUCAGAAACAUAUCAAUUUUUGUGUAAUUAGAACAGUUUUAGUGG
Molecule: messenger RNA, 943 nt
Organism: Panicum virgatum (switchgrass)
Lineage: Eukaryota; Viridiplantae; Streptophyta; Magnoliopsida; Poales; Poaceae
Exons: 2
Coding region: 16-660 (214 amino acids)
Source: RefSeq, a predicted model, not a curated record